Messenger RNA from Daucus carota subsp. sativus, 1341 nucleotides. RefSeq names its product ethylene-responsive transcription factor ERF062. Gene Ontology annotation, cellular component: nucleus. Bases 159 to 1217 code for a protein of 352 amino acids. Lineage: Eukaryota; Viridiplantae; Streptophyta; Magnoliopsida; Apiales; Apiaceae. The transcript has a single exon. Gene Ontology annotation, molecular function: DNA-binding transcription factor activity; sequence-specific DNA binding. The record is from RefSeq and is a predicted model, not a curated record. Gene Ontology annotation, biological process: regulation of DNA-templated transcription.
UGAAUAUAAUAAGUAAUUAGGUUCCUCAAGAACAGCUGCACAGCUGAAGUUAGGCUGGAAUUACUUGUAUAUAAAUAAAGUUGUUUAAAUCUGCAGAUCAUUGCAGUCAUUCAGAAUCCUUUGUUCUUUCUUUCUUUCUUUUAUGAUUCACAUUCAUCAUGGACAAACAGUAUCCAAAGUUAGAAACCUUUCUUCCCAAGGAACUAAUGUUGCCUUCUUAUUUUCAAGAAAUGGUUCCAGGGUCUCAGAAUUUUACAGAUCACAGUGGUUGGAACUUUCUUCAGUCCAGUUCGGAGUCUGAUUCUCCGGUGGAUGAUAAGUCUUCUGUUGCAACUCUGAGUACUUGUAAUGUUGCAGACCUGGAAAAGACCAAAUUUUCUAGUGGAAGUUCAUGCAUUCCUCUAACUUUUCUUGAAUCUUUUCCGCAGUUACAUCAAGUUAGUCAUGAUCAUGCCUCUGAACAAGGUUCGAGUUCAUCAAGUACUGACAUGAAAUUCCAAAACCUAGGCUUGUUUUUAAAUGAUCCUUCGGUUUUGAAUGAUGUCCCAAGUUUUCAACGCAAUGAUCAGGCCAGUUCAGAAUGUUUAAAGAUCAAUGAGAAUUUGUUGGCUAGUUACACACCUGAAGGGCUUAGUGAUUACUGGCUCAGCACUACAAAGACUCAGGCAAUGAAAAGCUCAGGGAGACGAAUGCAGAAGCCUUCUUUCACAAAGCUGUUUAGGGGAGUGAGGCAGAGGCAUUGGGGGAAAUGGGUUGCGGAGAUAAGGUUGCCAAAAAAUAGGACAAGGGUGUGGCUGGGGACUUUCGACACAGCUGAAGAAGCUGCUGUUGCAUAUGACACAGCUGCUUAUUUGUUAAGGGGAGAUUAUGCACAUUUGAAUUUUCCAGAACAGAAGCACCAACUAAAGGCCAAUUCUUUGAAUGGCAGCACCGCAGCAUUGCUUGAAGCAAAACUGCAAGCAAUGUCUGGGAAUAAGAAGGCAUCUGAUUGCAGAUCAGCAACAUCCAAGAAGACUUGUGAGGAGACAAGAACAAUCAAUAACUGCCAAGUUGAAGAAUUUAAGGGCAAGAGUGGUAUGAUAUCACAUGAGAAGAAUAAGAAGCCACAAGAGGUUUUCUGUGCAGAAAAUAUUAAUGGUGUCGAUCAGUUAAGUAGAGUGCCAUCUUUGGACAUGGACAUGAUCUGGGAUGCGCUUCUCGUCUCUUCUGAUUCCUGAUAAUUCUAUGUUUGUACCAUGUUUUUAGACUUGCAAUUUAAGAUUAUUGUCUAAUUUCCUCUCAUAAUUUGGAGGAUCCAUGGAAUCUUUAAUGAACUAAAUCUUCUUGUUUUAUAAUUCUUGA